Drosophila elegans is the source of this 1639-nucleotide messenger RNA. It is a transcript of the gene Or2a, whose product is annotated as odorant receptor 2a. The record is from RefSeq and is a predicted model, not a curated record. NCBI's taxonomy places the organism in Eukaryota, Metazoa, Arthropoda, Insecta, Diptera, Drosophilidae. Gene Ontology annotation, cellular component: plasma membrane. Gene Ontology annotation, molecular function: odorant binding; olfactory receptor activity. The transcript is spliced from 2 exons. The coding region runs from base 95 to 1294 and encodes 399 amino acids. Gene Ontology annotation, biological process: detection of chemical stimulus involved in sensory perception of smell; sensory perception of smell.
CCAACUAGUCAGGUAAUGGCCUGGUAAUCACUGGUAAUCAGUAUCAGCAGUAUAAAAGCCACUCCUUGCAAGGGACCAACAAGUAAUCCGCAUCAUGGUGGCGAAUCAGGAGGGAUUGGACACGCAUAGUGCUGUAUCGUACCACUGGCGUGUUUGGGAGCUCACUGGCCUGAUGCGUCCGCCGGGUAUUGGCCAUUUGGCCUACCGGGUGUACUCGGUGGUGCUCAAUUCGGUGGUCACCGUGCUGUUCCCGCUGAGCCUCCUGGCCCGGCUCCUGUUCACCACGAACAUGGCCGCAAUGUGCGAGAAUCUGAGCAUAACCAUUACGGAUAUUGUGGCCAAUUUGAAGUUUGUGAAUGUCUACCUGGUGCGCUCGCAGCUCCACGAGAUUCGGGUACUCCUGAGGCGAAUGGAUGGGCGGACCAGGAGCGUGGGCCAUCCCGCCGAGCUGUCCGCUUUGAGGCGCGAGGUGGACAUUGCCCAGGGCACCUUCCGCACCUUUGCCCGGAUCUUCGUCUUCGGCACCAUCUUGAGUUGCGUCCGGGUGGUCAUUCGUCCGGAUCGCGAACUCAUCUUUCCGGCCUGGUUCGGCCUGGACUGGCAGCACUCCACGCGGAACUAUGUGCUCAUCAACCUGUACCAGCUGUUCGGCCUGAUCGUGCAGGCCGUCCAGAACUGCGCCAGUGACUCCUAUCCGCCGGCGUACCUCUGCCUGCUCACGGGUCACAUGCGUGCCCUGGAGCUGAGGGUGCGUCGCAUUGGCUACAGGAUGGAGGAGGAUGGCAGUUCCGGGGGAGAUCUGGACUACGAUGCCUGGCGCGAGGAGGUGUACGAGGAGCUGGUCGAGUGCAUCCGAGAUCUGAUGCGCGUCCAUCGGCUGCGGGAGAUCAUCCAGCGCAUCCUGUCCGUGGCCUGCAUGGCCCAGUUCGUCUGCUCCGCCGCCGUCCAGUGCACCGUGGCCAUGCACUUCCUCUACAUGGCCGACGACCACGACCUCACCGCCAUGAUCAUCUCGAUCGUCUUCUUCACGUCCAUCACCCUGGAGGUGUUCGUCAUCUGCUUCUUCGGCGACCGGAUGCGGACGCAGAGCGAGGCGUUGUGCGACGCCUUCUACGCCUGCAACUGGGUGGAGCAGCUGCCCAAAUUCAAGCGGGCCCUGCUCUUCACGCUCGCCAGGACCCAGCGGCCAUCGCUCAUCUUCGCCGGCAACUACAUCGCCCUCUCGCUGGAGACCUUCGAACAGAUCAUGCGGUUCACCUACUCCACCUUCACACUUUUGCUGAGGGCCAGGUAAGUUGCAAUUGGAAUGGAUACAAGGUGUUGUCGAUACUUUUGGGAACAGGAAAAUAAAUGUUUUGUCAUGUGUUCGUUGAAUGAAUUAAUAGUGAAUUGUAGUAAAGAAUGAGCUAGUUUUACCUAUAAUAUCACUAACAAAAACACUUAUUUUUUAAAAACAAUAUAUUUUCUUUUGUUCCUUAAAUAAAUCUAUACCAAAUAGAGUCGAAAACUCAAGGAUUCAAGAUUGUUUUAAAUAUAAAGAUCUAGCUUUACCUUUAAUAUCACUAACUGAUCACAAUUUAAAUUAAAAAGAGGAAUGUAGUUUAAAAAGUAAAACAAAUAAAAUGCAAAUGUUAAAUGU